AUGUCUACAACGCUUUCAAAUCAAGCUCAGAUACGCUAUGUCGUACAAUGGUUUCAAGAAUGGUCCGAGAUGCAACGAGGUGAUUUCCUGAGUGUUUUGCUGGAACGGUGCAGUCCCACAGGCUUAGUAAAUGGUCUGGUAUCAGGUAUGGAGAGUUUAGGCUGCAAAGAAGAUUCAAAUAGGCCACCAAGUUUAUUUCAAUGUCGAGUAAAGCUCUUUCAAGAGUGGAGCCAAAAUUGGAGUCAGCAGGAAAAAGAUGCACUGUUGUCAUCCAUUAAAAAUAUGGAUCCUAAAUUUGGGGAGAAAUACGAGCAAAGGUUGACUGUUGGCAGUGAAGAGGAAAGGGAACUUUAA
This is a messenger RNA of Cephus cinctus (wheat stem sawfly), 354 nucleotides long. RefSeq lists its product as uncharacterized. Lineage: Eukaryota; Metazoa; Arthropoda; Insecta; Hymenoptera; Cephidae. Bases 1 to 354 code for a protein of 117 amino acids. The transcript has a single exon. The record is from RefSeq and is a predicted model, not a curated record.